AUGGACAUUACCGUGAAAGAAUCAAAGUCUACCUGGAGCCAUACCUUCCCACAAUUAGACACCUCGCUGACUGUUCUCAAAUUUCGUGAAUUAAUUGUAGAGAAUCACAACCAAGCACUUCCUUCCGAUGUGUGGCUUUUAUCAGAAGUAACCAUCAUUAACGGAGGUAAAUUUCUCAAGAAUGAUGAUGAAACUCUUGCCGAUGCUAAAGUAAAAGCAAGCGUGUUAGUCUAUUUGAAAAAACAACCUGCUUCAUCAUCAGCAGCUAGUUCUACUUCCACAACAGCAACAACCAUCACAUCAAACUCUACCUCUUCAAAUACUGUAAAUAAUAAUAGCACAACCAAUAGUACUGUUGGUAAUAAUUCACCUCCUCCUGUACAACAACAACAAUCAAUUGUCGAUAAACAAUUGGAACAAGCACGUCGUCUUGAAAAGAUCAAGUUGGCUGCUUUGGAAAUGGCUAAACGAUCCAAUGGUGGAGAUAGUCGAUAUGAACAAUACCACUUUGUUUUGGAAGAUCAGAAUGGAAAUAAGAUUAGAUUACCAGAAUCUGAAAGAGAAGCUCUCGUGGUAGGAAUGAUUUUGCAACAAAAGAGUGAAGAAUUUAUCAAGAAGAAGCAAUACAGAGAAGCAUUCGAUUGUUUGCAAGUAGCAGAUGAAGCAUUCAAAAAGUUACCAAUUGAAUUACUUUCCAUGAUUGAUAAUUAUGCAACCUUAUUGAUUGAUAUUGUUUGGGUAAUGUACAAAUUAAAGGAUCCAACAAUGCUAUUUGAUGCUAUUCAAAGAUUGCAAUUGGCUGAAAAGAUUCUCAAGGCCUCACAUGGUGAAAAUUUGGAAAGAUUAAUGACAAUUCAAGGUGGCAAAUUUGCACAAUUCCCUCUCUAUUGUAAACUAUCAUUAUUGAAGGGAAUUAUUUGUUUGGAGGUUGAUGAUAAGAGUUCAGCAAAAGUUUAUCUCGAAAAGGCCAAUCAAGAUUACAAAAAAUUAGUUCUCGAUCCAACCCUUAUUGAACAAGUUGUUGGUAUGGGAUUUACCUAUAAGGAGGCUAGAAAGGCUUUGAAAGAAUGUCAAGGAAAUGUGGAAAAUGCACUCACUGCAAUUAUUGAAAAGAGAGAACUUGCCAAGAGAAGAGAAAUGGAAGAAUUCGAAAGAAAACAAGAUAGAAAAAAGCAACUUGCAUUUGGAAACACUAAGAAUGGAAAGCUUGUUGAUAUGAAACUCUUAAAGGCUUUGCAUUCUGUAUUCUCUCAAUUGGAUGAAGAGACUAUUGCUGAGGCAAUCAAGAUGGCUGACAAUGAUGAACUUGUUUCAACCCAACUAUUGUGUGAUCCACAAACUUUGGAAGAGUUAGCCUAUAAGGUUGAGGAAAAUAUUCAUCACAGAUAUGUAGAUUAUGAACAAGUUUAUAACUUGUGCAUGCUGGGUUUUGAAAUGCAAAGUGUUGUCUUUGCUCUCAAGAAAGCACAAGGUAUGGGAAAUAGAGGUAAAAUUGAAGAAAUUGCUGUCGACAUGAUUAUUAAUGGUAAGGCAAAACCAAAGAUUCAAUCCAAAGAUUUGGAUGAUAUUGCUGCUUACAUUAUCAAAAAGUCAACUUCUGGAACUCUCCUCUCACAACCAGCCACUACUGGUGAAAGUGCAAGCAGUGAAGUACCAAACAGCCAAGACUCGAUGCUCGAUGAAGGAGAGGAUGAUCAACAAUUUCCACCUGAAGGUGCUAGCUCUAUAAAUGCUCAAGAGGACGACGAAUAUAGCGAGGAAGAUGAUGAGGAUGAACAAGAACCAAACACACCACUCGAUGAUGUCUUUAAGAAGAAACAAGAAAUGGAAGAUAUCAUUGAUGAAGAAAUUGUUGAAUCAUUCUACAAUUCUCAACAAGACGAUGACUAUGCAGAUGAAAUGGAAGCAUUGAAUUUGUAUCUUUCAAAGUUAAAUUAA
Messenger RNA from Naegleria gruberi, 1938 nucleotides. RefSeq lists its product as uncharacterized. The coding region runs from base 1 to 1938 and encodes 645 amino acids. Lineage: Eukaryota; Heterolobosea; Eutetramitea; Acrasida; Naegleriidae. The transcript has a single exon. The record is from RefSeq and is a predicted model, not a curated record. Gene Ontology annotation, molecular function: protein binding. Gene Ontology annotation, biological process: regulation of ubiquitin-dependent protein catabolic process.